Messenger RNA from Bombina bombina (fire-bellied toad), 3456 nucleotides. RefSeq names its product GRAM domain containing 1C (gene GRAMD1C). The coding region runs from base 175 to 2118 and encodes 647 amino acids. Gene Ontology annotation, molecular function: sterol binding; sterol transfer activity. Gene Ontology annotation, biological process: intracellular sterol transport. Gene Ontology annotation, cellular component: endoplasmic reticulum membrane; plasma membrane; endoplasmic reticulum-plasma membrane contact site. The transcript has 18 exons. Lineage: Eukaryota; Metazoa; Chordata; Amphibia; Anura; Bombinatoridae. The record is from RefSeq and is a predicted model, not a curated record.
GGAGAGUUAGGGAGGUGUGUGCAGUUUCACUUCUUAUUGAGACUACACAGGGACAAUACACAUCACGGACUGGAGCAUUUCUUAUACUGACAACUGCUGUGAGCUGUUAUCUAUACAGUCUCGUGAAAUAGAGGGUAAAGAGAAGAGGGGGGCUGGUCCAGAGACUGGGAUGUAAUGGCAUUGGUGAUAAAGCCUGUUCUUGCCAACGGACCGCCAGAAGAGAGUCCCAUGCUCAGAGGAGCCUCUCUGGAACAGCCCAGGGGAACCGAUGAAGAGCAGAAAGCUAAUGUUGCAAGUUCGACAUACAAGCAGAGGAGUGAGGAAUUUCGGAAACUUUUCAAAGAUUUGCCAGAAUCUGAGAAACUGAUAGUAGAUUAUGCAUGCGCUCUGCAGAAAGAUAUCUUACUCCAAGGUCGCCUUUACCUCUCUGAGAACUACGUCUGCUUCCACAGCAACAUCUUCCGAUGGGAAACCUCGAUUUGUUUACCACUCAGAGAUAUCACCUCUAUGACAAAGGAAAAAACUGCCCGUCUUAUCCCCAACGCCAUCCAAAUCAGCACGGAUAGUGAAAAGUUGUUUUUUACAUCAUUUGCGACAAGAGACAGAAGCUUCCUAAAUAUUUUUCGAAUGUGGCAGAAUGUACUUCUGGAUAAGACCCUGACCAAGAGGGAAUUUUGGCAACUGGUACAGCAGAGCUAUGGCACCGAGCUUGGGCUGAAUAAUGAGGAGAUGGAAAACCUCACCUUAACAACAGACGACACUGGCCAGCCAAGGAAUGCUGGCAAGAUGGUGCAUGAAGACAUCGCUGAGAAAACAGAGAAAAUGUUCAAACGCAACUCUUUGCCCAGAGAUGGUAUUUCCCAGACAACGGAGAUAGAUUCACCCAGUAUGAAUCUCUUGCAAAUAAUGUCAGGGCAGGUCCCACAAGAAGAGGUUCCGGUUGAAAAAAUGGUAAAGAAGUCCCCUCCCCUAAACUGUGAACGAAAGCAAAGCCUCCGAGCCAGCAUUGGGACGCCGGCCCUAACGCUAGACUUGAAUGGAAACGAAAACCAACAAGCGGACAGCAGUUGCACUGAUACAGCUGAUGAAGAAGAGGGAAAGGGUCCUACGGAACAAGUAGAAGGGAAGCUUUACAUAAACCGCGUCUUCCAUAUCAGUGCCGAGAGGAUGUUCCAGUUGCUUUUUACCCAGUCGCGGUUUAUGGAGAAAUUCUAUAAUUCAAGAAAAGUAUUUGAUCUGGAGUCCUCUCCCUGGCAGUUAGAUGGCACCGGUGGUAAACAGAGAACUGUGACCUACACCAUAACCACAAACAACCCGCUGGCCGGAAAGUUUACCACAGCUACAGACAAGCAGAUAUUAUACAAAGAAAGCCAAGAGGGGCAGUUAUAUGUAAUAGACACAGAGGUGGUCACACACGAUGUGCCUUAUCAUGAUUACUUCUACACUGUGAAUAAAUACUGUAUUAUCAGGACGUCCAAACAGAAAUGUCGUCUAUGGGUUUGUACAGAUGUGAAAUACAGGAAGCAGCCAUGGGGACUGGUCAAGACUUUCAUUGAGCGAAACUCCUGGAGUGGGCUGGAGGACUAUUUCAAACAGUUAGAGAAUGACCUUCUGGCGGAGGAAUCGACCUCAAAUCUUUUGCCAGGAGAUGGCAGUAAACCAAACAGUAUGAGGAGAAGGCGGCGCGCACACAGUCGCGGUGUUGGGGACCUUCCCAAACACGGAGCUUUGCAUGACUCAGCAGAUAUAGGGCAUGAGACAAAGGCUGACCAUGCAGGGAGAAGAGACCUUGGUAGAAGAAACACUGUGAUUAUUCUAACAAUGAGCAUAUUUCUGGUCCUUCUAGCGAUACUAAAUGUAACGCUAUUUCUGAAGCUGUCCAAAAUAGAGCACGCAGCUCAUUCAUUCUAUCACGAUCAUCUCCAGCAGGAUAAAACCACCAGGCUACACUCCAGAGAUGAGGGCCAGCCUCACAAUAACCAGGCUUAUAUGCCAGGGCUCAGAGGCGUGCUGCAGGACUCCAUAAUUACCCUGGAGCAGCUCAAGAAUUCUUUACUGCAGCUCCAGAAAAGCUUUGAUCUUCUGAACAGAACAAAGGAAGAAGUAUCUGUGAGUUAACCCUUACCUGAUCGAUGCUGUAGACUUUUAAUGAAGGAAAUCCCGGCUAUGUCACAGCUGACAAGGAACUCUGCGUCUGACAUUGUCUUUGGGACCCCAGGGCAAACUUGGCGAGCAUGUGAUCGCUACAUUCCUGCGUUUACAAGUCGGCUCGCUUUCUCAUUUCUAUAGAGCCACUAGCUCGUGCCGUGUUUUUGUGUAUAGAAAAAUAUUUAAAAUCUAAAAUGUUUACUUUGUUUAUAUUUAUGUUCAUUGUUCUUAAAAUGUUUCCUUAGAUCACUUUAUUUUUCAGAUUUUGUAAAUUAUAAAUAAAAAGGAAAAAUGGAUAUAAUUAUGUUUUUACAAUAAAAGCAAAAUACAGUAUGUUUUACAAGAUGUCGCAGGAUACCUUAGAUGGAUUUUUAAAUGUCUUUUCCAUAUUCACAGUGAGAUCAACAAUUCUAUUCAUCAGAAGGGCUGUUAGCACAAACAAUACAGAAACACGAUAUCGAAUACAGUUACUGCUGCUGGAGCCCUUUUUAGAUUUAAAACUUUACAGCUGUAACAUUGCCAUUUACAACAUUGGACAUUUUGCAGCACGUUAAUGUGGCAAAAUUGUGCUAACCCCGUGAUUGCCAAAGUAUUGUGCUAUUAACCUACAAAAACCGUACUGCUCGCAGUGCAAUUGCAGAAUUUUAAAAUCUCCUUAAAAAUCAGAAAUUUUAAAGGGACAUUGAAAUCAAAAUUGAAUCUUUCAUAAAAUAUAUUGUAGUGUUCAUUCAUUAUUGUAUUUUGCCUGCUUUUGCUGUAACGCACCUUUCAAAAUUGUGUGUGUUCUAAUUUCCCCCAGCGAGGCUGGCACUCAAAUUGUACACUUAAAACUCAAACAAAACAUUUUCAUUAUUCAGAUAGAUAAUAUUAUUUUAAACAACUUUUUAAUUUACUUAUAUUAUCUAAUUUGAUUCAUUCAUUUGGUAUUCUUUGUUAAAGAAACAGCAAUGCACAUGGGAGAGCCAAUAACAUGAGGUUUAUGUGUGCAGCCCCCAAUCAGCAGCUUCUGAGCCUACCUAGGUAUCCUUUUAAUCAAAGCAUACCAAGAAAACAAAAUCAAUUAGAUAAUUGAAGUAAAUUAGAAAGUUGUUUAAAACUGCAUGGUCUUUCUGCAUUAUGAAAAAAACUAAUUUAGGUUUCAUGUUCCUUUAAGUAUGCUAUUGGUUGCCGGAUCUUGCUGCACAAUGAACAAAACACAAAUGGCCACAAACAAGGAAGAUACGUUUAGUUUUUUCCUGGACUGCUCUUGAAUUGCAAAAAAAAAAAAAAACUUUUAUAUUCAUUAAAAACCAUUUAUUUUGUAUGGAA